AUGUGUCUCUACAAUCGCAUUUACUCACAAUUUGCCCUCUUUGGUUUAGUUUCUUCCUCUACCCGAGUUCGAGGAUGUCACAAGUUCUUUGAACUUCGACACGGCGGAUUGUCAUAUCGUGGGGGGUGCGAUUUGUACACAACGAAAGCCGCCCGGUCGGAUCGGAAACUCUACAAUCAUAUCGAGCAAUCACUGGAAGCCCAAUAUGAAUCGAUUCUCCGACUCUCUGCAUCCUUGUCUCCACCAAAUGCCCAUGAUGCAGCUGAGACCCUGAACCUCUCCCGAUCGAGUCCUUUUGGCCCCCUGAGCGAGCAUUCCAGUCGACGGACCUUUGCUUAUUUGAUCGCCACACUCAACGCCAGUCACCCGGACUACGAUUUCUCCCACGUCUUGCGGCCCACGGAUUUCCGUCGUGAACGACACCUCAAGCGGGUCAUGAACACGGUCAACUCCACUCUCUUCAACCUUCGCCCCCGCGAGUCGAUCGAUCUUUCCCCAUCAUCGCCCGCAACCCUGUCCGGAUCAUACAAUGGCGGUGCCCCAACCUGGGGCCCCCGGAUGUGGAGAAUUAUGGAUGAACACAUGUCCCUCAAGGAGUGUUCCGUCUACUCUUACUCCCCGGAGGAGGACCCAUCCGAUGCCGAUGACGGAGCAAUCUGGAGUCUCCACUAUUUCUUCUUUAACCCACUCCGCAAGCGUGUCUGCUAUAUUUACCUCCGCGCGAUCCCCAUCCUCAGCCACACCCCGCCCGACGAGACCGAUAUGGCCUCCACUCCUACCGGCAAGCGCACCUUCGACGACGGCUAUCUCACACCUGACCUCAGUUCAAGUAAGCGAGCCCGGUAUUGGCUCGGAAGCCGCGCGGAAUCUUCGCUCCAUCACAGCGAUAGUGCGGAAGACGACGACCAUUACAUGUUCAGUGACGAGGAAUUACGCUCUCGCUCCGGUAGCAAGGGCAUGGUGCGGGCGAUGAGCGAGGAAAUUGCAGACUCCAUGGAAGUUUAA
Messenger RNA from Penicillium macrosclerotiorum, 1005 nucleotides. Its product is annotated as RNA polymerase III-inhibiting protein MAF1. Gene Ontology annotation, cellular component: nucleus. Lineage: Eukaryota; Fungi; Ascomycota; Eurotiomycetes; Eurotiales; Aspergillaceae. The record is from RefSeq and is a predicted model, not a curated record. Gene Ontology annotation, molecular function: RNA polymerase III core binding. The transcript has a single exon. Gene Ontology annotation, biological process: negative regulation of transcription by RNA polymerase III. Bases 1 to 1005 code for a protein of 334 amino acids.